ACACUCAGUGGUGUCUGCUGCGCUACGUUUCUCCGUACUCGGGCCGUUAUGUUUCGUACUUCGGAACAAGUUUGACGGGAAAUUCGUAAAGUUUUCCGAGUGCGUCCGGACUGCCUCAGCGAUGUGUGCGAUAACACCGAGCCAAACUGUGACAAUUUGAAUAAAGUGACAAUUGAAAAGUGUGUCUUUCGAGAUGUUAUCGAUGGGAUUAUUGGGUGUGUGGUGUGUGACAUGGUGUUGGAUGUGGUUGGGCGUGAGUGGCGCGUCGCUGACGAGCCGGGUGGCGGAGGCGCCGCAGGAGUGCGAGUGGCAGCGUGUAUCGGGCGGCGCCGGUGAACCCACGCGUGUGCAGCUCGCAUGCUCACUGCGAACCGCCGCCGGUGCCACCGACUUGCUCGCUGGCCUAAGCGCCUCCCAGGCUCAGCGCAUCACUGCGCUCGACCUUCACUGCACGGAUGUGCUCUUCUUUGAGAGCUCUCUCGACGUUGGACGGAGGAAAGAAGAAGGGACGGAGCUCUUGUCCAGAUUUCACAACUUGAAAGAACUGAGAAUAGAAUCGUGCAAAAUUCGUUACGUGCCCUCUGCAGUCCUAUCGCCGCUUAGUGGGUUGAGAACUUUAAGCAUACGGACCCACAAUACGGAUUGGUCGGCUAUGUCUAUGGAGUUUCAUAGAGAUAGUUUUCGAGGACUGACAGAUUUGAGAAGUUUAGAUCUUGGUGACAAUAAUAUCUGGAUUUUACCUUCAGAGAUAUUUUGCCCCCUGUACAAUUUAAAGGAGUUAAAUGCGACACAAAACAGACUACAAGACAUAUCGAAUAUGGGAUUUUCAGACUGGGGCAACGGCCCAACAGCGCCAGGAAAAUCUUGUAACACAGUUUUAGAAACGUUAGAUAUGUCGUAUAAUGAAAUAGGUUCACUUCCUGAUAACGGUCUAUCAAGCUUACGUGCGCUUCAAAAACUGUUCUUGCAAAACAAUAGAAUAUCAAAUGUUGCAGACCGAGCCUUUGUUGGUCUGAGUGACUUGCAAUUACUUAAUUUGUCAACGAAUGCUUUAACUGCAUUGCCUCCUGAAAUGUUCCAAUCAUCAAGAGAUAUAAAGCAAAUAUACUUGAACAAUAAUUCAUUGAGUGUACUCGCACCUGGACUUUUGGAAGGACUAGACCAAUUGCAAAUACUAGAUUUAUCCGUUAAUGAGCUCACAAGCGAGUGGGUGAACAGAGACACGUUCUCUGGAUUAGUUCGUCUCAUUGUUUUGAAUUUGUCCCACAAUAGAAUAACGAAGAUAGACGGUUUGCUAUUCCAAGACUUGAACAAUUUACAGUUUUUGAGCUUAGAGUACAACAAUAUCGCACGUAUAGCAGAUGGAGCAUUUUCCAACUUGAAAAAUUUACAUUCGCUCUCAUUGGCUCACAAUAACAUCAUAGAAGUAGAUAGUAAUCAUUUUUCAAAUCUCUAUGUUUUAAACCAGUUAUUCCUUGAUGGAAACAGAAUAACAAAAGUAGACUUACGCUCCUUUGAAAAUAUUACCAAGCUUCAUGAUUUGGGUCUUAGUGGUAACCAGUUAUCAGAGGUACCUGAAGCCAUAAAAACGUUGAGAUUUUUGACAUCCCUAGACUUGGGUAUGAACAGAAUUACAAAAGUAACAACAACGCAAUUUGAAGGCUUAGACGACUUAUAUGGCUUACGCCUUGUGGGAAACAAAAUAGAGAAAAUAUCAAAGGAUACAUUUGCGGCUUUACCAUCUCUGCAAAUAUUGAAUUUAGCAUCGAAUAACAUAGAUCAAAUAGACGACGGCGCUUUUGCAUCGAAUCAGCAAUUGAAAGCUAUUGGAUUGGACGGCAACAAAUUGGUAGAUUUAAAAGGAAUAUUUACCAACACACAACCUCUCGUGUGGCUAAAUGUGUCAAACAAUGAACUGCUUUGGUUUGAUUACAGUCAUAUACCAACGAAUUUGGAGUGGCUGGAUAUGCACGAAAAUAAGAUUGAAAAACUUGAAGAUACCUAUGGUGUGAAGGAGUCAUGUAACAUAAAAAUGCUCGAUGUUAGCUACAACAAAAUAAGAAAUAUUGAUGAGUUUUCUUUUCCAAGCAGUAUUGAGACCGUGGUUUUGAAUAAUAACCAUAUUGAAAAGAUAAACCCAGGAACGUUCUUACAAAAAUAUAACCUGAAUAAAGUUAUUCUUUAUUCAAAUAAUAUAAAAACACUCGAAGUCGGAGCUUUUGCAAUAUCGACAGUUCCAGACGAGAAAGAUUUACCGGAGUUCUACAUCAGUGAAAAUCCAUUUGCGUGCGACUGCACAAUGGAAUGGCUGCAGAGAAUUAACCAAUUAAGUGACCUGAGGCAGCGCCCGAGAGUAAUGGAUUUAGAAAGUGUAAGGUGCUCUUUAACCCAUUCACGAACAAAAUCGGAUGUGCUAUUACUUGAAGUAAAAUCUUCCGAAUUUUUGUGCGAGUACGAUUCACAUUGUUUCACCUUGUGUCAUUGUUGUGACUUUGACGCCUGCGAUUGUAAGAUGACUUGUCCAGAUAGAUGUUCGUGUUAUCAUGAUCUCACCUGGAACUCCAAUGUGGUCGAUUGUUCGGAUGCCGGCUACGAUCACGUACCCGAUCGAAUACCGAUGGACGCGACCGAAAUAUACUUAGAUGGUAACGAUCUAAAAGAAUUAGGAAAUCACGUUUUCAUCGGUAAAAAACGACUACAAGUUUUAUAUCUCAAUAACAGCAAUAUUAACACAAUACAAAAUAGAACAUUUAACGGUAUCGAGUCGUUGAGGAUACUACACUUGGAAAACAAUAAUAUCGAAGUACUGAGGAACACGCAGUUUACGAAAUUACAGAAUUUGAAUGAGCUUUAUUUAGGAGACAAUAAAAUAAAGGUAAUUGAAAAUGAUACUUUUAAUUACCUGCCAUCACUGGAAUUCUUAGACCUUAACAACAACGGUUACGUUGAUUAUAUGCCAUGGAGAGUCAUUACGGACAACAAUCCUCGCACGCGUGUUUCUGUAGAUGGGAACAACUGGAUUUGUGAUUGUAAAGACGUAGCUCAGCUGAACCAGUGGUUAAUAAAAAAAUCAAAAGAUACCGAGACCAUGAUGUGCUACUUCGCUCGCGGCCAGCCAAUGAACAAAACUAUCGCAACCGUGGCAAAGGAAUGUAAAACAGAUACCACUACAGAAGAAACCGGCACAGAAACUCUAAAGCGAUUAUUCAUCGAAGCGAAUGACGGUGUCGAAAAUUACAUCCCGUACAUCGCAGUGGUGCUGAUAAUAGCAAUUAUACUCUUACUUAUGUGUGCUCUACUGUUCAUGUUUAGAGAAGAUUUUAAAUUGUGGAUGCAUUCGAAAUAUGGUGUAAGAGUAUUUAGUUCCACGCCAAAGGACAUGAAUGACAAUAAAAACAAACGCUACGACGCUUUCUUUGUAUACAAUCCGCGGGAUGAAGACUUCGUGACUCGUGCAGUGAGUUCCGAGUUAGAAAAAUCGAGACAUUCGUUGUGUUUACAACAUCGCGACUUGCAGUUGAUCGAAAGACGCUCCAGUGAUAGUUUAGUGAGUGCUGUAGAAAGUUCUAAAAGACUUGUUAUAGUGUUAUCAAUUAACUUUUUGCAGCAAGAGUGGUACUCGGAAUCAAAGGAAGCGAUACAAAGUGCUAUAAACUCAGUGAACGUUAGACAUAGACGCCAAAAGAUUAUAUUCCUAGUGACAACGGACUUGGGUGCCAUAACUAUUGAUCCGGACUUAAAAGUGUUGCUAAAAACGUGUACAGUGAUAGUGUGGGGUGAGAGAAAUUGUUGGGAGAGGCUAAAUUUUCGGUUACCGGAUGUGGACGUGACAUUGCCCAAUCGGACGCUUUAUAAUGCGAAUAAUUUGAAAAGUGGGAACAGAGAUGGGUUUGGGAGGCAUGGCAAUUUGAGGUACACUGCGCCGCCGACAUCUCACGACCCUUGGUAUAAGUAUGGCAUGGCUCCGCCUAUACUUAAGAUGUCAAGUCCAAUGCACUCGACGAGUGCCAGCGCGGAGGUGUCGGCGCGCAGUACUGAGGACGAGACUUGCUCGGUGGCAAGCAGUGACGGUCGACCUGAUGACCGACUUCCUCACCACCAUAGUUAUGUUUCUAUUGACAAUCAUCAGUGUGAGGAAAGGCCUUUGAGGCCCUUACAACAAAUUCCUAUGUCAAAUACUAGACCUAAUAAUAUGAGAAAGACUUACUUUGUAUAAAAUGUAUAUCUAUAUGAUUUGUCCUUUUAAUCAGACUGUAAAUAUAUUACAUUAUAUUUAAUUAACAUUGGUUUUAUGUUUGUUUUAUGGAGAAAUAAUUGUCGGUUUUAUCGAGAAAUAAUUGUCUUAUCUGGUGCUGAAAGGAAUGUUGUAAAAAUGUAAAAGAACGCGGACGUACGAAAUAUAUCUUUGCACAAAUGUAGGUGUAAGACGAUAUAUAAAUAUAAAUUAAACUACAAAGCGCAUUAAUUACUUUUAUAAAUACGUAAUUUAUAUCCUUUAUCUUCUCUUGUCUUUCUAUGUAAAUGUAACUGUCUCCGAAAUUGCCGCCUUUAUAGGGGGAGUU
This is a messenger RNA of Hyposmocoma kahamanoa, 4562 nucleotides long. Its product is annotated as toll-like receptor Tollo. The record is from RefSeq and is a predicted model, not a curated record. The coding region runs from base 194 to 4216 and encodes 1340 amino acids. Gene Ontology annotation, biological process: signal transduction. Lineage: Eukaryota; Metazoa; Arthropoda; Insecta; Lepidoptera; Cosmopterigidae. Gene Ontology annotation, molecular function: protein binding. The transcript has a single exon.